GAGAGAGAGAGAGAGAGCUUCGGUUUUUAUUUGUCUCUGUUGUGCAGUGCAGUGAUUUCUGAGUUCUCUGAACGGUUUGGAAUGUGAAGAGAGAUUUUAAUGUGAAAAAUACUAUUUUGAUUCUUCUCGGGAACUGAAUGAAGGUUCUUUACUUGUUCUUCCAUUGUUUUCUUUCUUUCCAUUUUCAGACUCUCACUUAAUUUUCCCAUCCUCUCUCAGUACUUCUCUCAAACUGGGUCCAGAUUGAAGAUUUUUCAUUUUGUCCUUGAAAAUGUUUUGGGCUUCUUGUUCUUUCAAUUAACAAUUUCAUGAAAAUCCGAAAAACUCUGCCGUGGGAAUAUCUGGUUUGGGUGGGUAUAAUCUGUGAAAAGACUGAGAUUUAUUGGAUUCAGUGAACUGGGUUUUGUUCUACGAGAUUCGUGGAUUAAAUGUGUGUUUUUGAAUUUAUAUUCUUUAUUCGUAUAUAUGUAUAUUAAAUGAAUGAAAUCCAGUAUAUCCACUGUAUUUCUCAGCAGUUAUUUUUUUCUUGUUACCUUUUUCUAUGCUUCCAAUCACCUUUAAUUUCUUUCUUGUGAGUUCUUUGCUUGCAAUCUCUCUCUCUCUCUCUCUCUCUCUCUCUCUCUCGUGUGCUCGCGCUUUAUUUCGUGAAGAACCCGAUUCUAUCUGAACACAAAGGACGAAUUCGCUUUUCUUUCUUCUCUUUUCACCACCUAUUUCCUUACUUUUUUGUCUCUGCUUCUUCACCAGCUCUUCCCUUUCUUAUCCGGCGAGAGAGAGAGAGAGAGAGAAGAAACAAAUAAGCGCAUAUAUAGAGAGAGAAAACAAAGACACGUAUGUAUGUUUGGAGAAAGAGAAGCAGAGAUAUCUGGGCUAACUAAAUCGAUCCAUCAUUCGUUUGCCUAUCUUUAGUAUAGAAGAAAACCCAAACCCCUCUCUACUUUCGGCGUAAUUUUCGAGUAAAGAUCUGAAGGGUUUGUUUUUGGAAGCAUUAUCUGAGGUGGGUUCGAUCGAAUUUUGGGCCGUCGAAGCCGUUUUCAAUUCGAUGUUUGUGUUUCUGUUAUCGUCUCGGAAAUGGACAAGAAUCGAGACAUGAGGCGUGGAGGAGCGAGUCGGUCCUCGCCUGCGAAUCGACAAGUUAUUAAGCAAUCUGGUAUGGAUAAUAAUUUUGAGGGCACUGUUUUCUCGAAGAAAUUGAAGAAAGAAAGAAUGAGAAGAUUGAGCGUUGUUGGUAAAGUGAAUUCUAGUAACGAAAACGGCGAAAUGGGUUGUGCUGGGUCUGAAUUCGAAGAUGAGAUUCGUAACACAACAAGUAUUAGCAAGAGAUUUAGGUUUCCCCAAAAGGUUUUUCAUGAAUGCAACACAGUUGAUCAUGCCUCUGUUCCUCGGAAGCUACGGUCAGCCAUGAAGAAGCGCAACCGUGAAUCCAUUUCUCCACCAUUCCCAGAUAAGAAGGAGACAAACCAUGGGACCAAUGGAGUUGAAUUACCGGGCAUAAAGAAAUCCAGACUGAACGUAGUACAACCAGAAGAUCCAGAUGGAUCUCCAAGCCGGCCAAUCACAAAAGAUGAGGAAGAAGUGGUAGAGACUCUGUAUGCCUUGGCGGAUAUGUUCCCAAACAAUAACAAGAAUGGCUUGGAUGGUGAAUUGGAAAAACCAAAAUCUUAUCCUUCGCCUGAGGGAGAGAGUUCAAGGCCUGCAUGUGAAGAUUAUGCCGCUCCUGAAAAGGAAGAGGACUCAAAGUCACUUUGCCUCUCAACUACUUCUGAGGCUGAGGCUGUCAAUCCUUCAUUGUUAGAAGGAUCGGCUCAAGACAGUGUAGAAGUCAAAUGUUUGAAGGAAUCAUCACAACCCGGUUUUCCCAACAGCACCCAAUUGCUUACAGAAUUGGAUAAUACCAUUUCUCAAAGAAAUGUCCAAGCAAUGUUUCCAAUGUCAAAGAGCGAACCUAUCUGUGGGAAACAAGCCUGCAGUUCUGUUGGUUGCAAUGUUCAAUCUGAACUAAGCCUGGAAACUGGCUCUAAGCUGCCCAAACAUGAGGAAGCUGCAGCUUGUGUGAGAAAACCCGAGAUUGCAGUGGGAAAAGCUGCAGUUGUCAGUAGUCAACAUGAACUACAUCACACCCUGAAGGAGAGUAAAAAUAGUGGUUCGGCAUUGUGGCCAGGCUUGUCUUCAGCAGCAUCCAAUGGUGAUGGCACUCAGAGACCUUCCUUGAAGUUAUCCACCCCUAAGAUUCCUGCUUGGUUGGGUAUGACAGCUUCUGCAACCCAACCUGGUUCAUUGGAUAAUGGUGUUUUAACUGUAAAGGAUUCUAGAGCUCUAGUUGCUAGAAAGAAGAAGUCAUGGAAGAGAUGUUCAGCUCAUGUUUACAUAUGCCGUCUCAUUAAGGUCUUGGAAAUUGCUGAGAAAACAGGCAGGUUGCCUAUGCAGCCUACUCAGUUGAUACUGAAUGAAGGACCAAACGGAGUUCUUUCAACACCCAACAGCCUAAACGGGGUGAGAACUGGCCUAAAUGGAGCCGUUUCUGCAUACAACACGGUUGGUUCUCCUGCUGAGAAGAAUCCAGAUGAAGUUAGGAAUGUUAAUCUUUUCCACACGAGGCUUCUUCAAGAUCAGCAACAGGCUUCCACAUUGUUGCCUCUUAACUCUCCACAAAAGCAGUGUUAUGAUUUCUUGUCCUUGUCAGCUGGAGGUGGUGGUGGUCGUGGUUGUAGUGGGGUGGGAGCUACUAAUCGUAUUGAUCAAAUCGGAGGGGGAUUGGAUCCAUUGACACAAUUUCACAGUCCUUACAUGCAAUCACUCGAGCAAAAUCACACAAUCAUGCAGUUCUCUCUCCCCCAAAAUCGGUUUUCCUCCACUCCUUUCAGUGACCAUCUAUCAUUAGCUGCAUCAAAGCAGGUCCAGAUGCAACCGCCUCCAUACCUGGGAAGCUCAAUUUUGGGCCCUCCUUAUUUGGGCAACGCUGCAUCGCCAAAACAACAGCAGCAACAACGGAUGUGGACAGCUCAGUUGGCAGCGCAAUACAAGCCUGUGGGACUUGCCGCAUCCCACACUCCCAGCUGGCAAAACGGAAAACAAGACCCUUCUCUUGCAAUCCACUAUGUCCAAUCCAUUCCCCCACAUCCUUCGCAUCAUUCGCUAGAAGUACUUGGCCCUAGGUAUGCCCCAAUCUCACAACAACAGCUUAUUGGUGUCACUUCAUCGUUGCCCUCUUCCAGAUAUAAAGGGCAAUACCAAGUGAAUGGAGUUGGUUCCUAUCCUGAUACUGCUCUGCCACUGCAAUUGCUCUGCAAUGAACACUUCUAAAUGAGAGAUGGCCAGAUGGGUCAUCGUUGGUUUGUUUUCUCAUGUGCAUACGCUUUAGACUAGAAAGAGCAAAACUCGAUUGAAGAGGCAAAUAAAAAACCUUAUGUUUUGUAGCGUGUUUCGACAUCUACAGAGAGGCAUAAAGAGUAGAAGAUGCAUAAUUUAGUGUUCCAGAGUAGUCUUUUGUAAUCUGACAUGCUCAGUGCGAAAGAAAAGUGUUUUCUUGGUUCUAAAAUGAUGACAUGAUGGAUAUAUAUAUACACACCAUUGAUAUUUGCUUCAAUUGUAGCACAAUCAAUCAUAGAAAAAAUGCGAGAGCUCUCUCUCUACAUUCUUUCCUUUAUGCUGUGUUUGAUUGGGAAAUUUGAAAAGGAAAAGGGAAAAGUGUAUGAAACUAUGUGAAAUGUAGGUAUAUUUUAUUCACAUUUCACAUAACUUUUUAUUUUUAUUUUUCUAAAUCCCUUCUCAAAUCUCCCAACCAAACACAACAUUAGGGUUUUGCUUGGAACGCCGCUUGGGGAGGGGGAGCGGGCCUCGGGCCACCUCUCUCCUCCCUCCCCUCCUUUUUCUCUUCUGCACCCUUUUUGGUUCAAUAAACUAUGGGAGCUCUGUCUUCCCACUCUCUCCUUCCAUGGGUGGUGUUCUUCCCCUCUUGGUGGAAGUUUAAUGUUGGAAUUCUCCUCUCCCUUUCCCGCCAAUGCUAGAUUUGCCUUGUUCCCCCUCCGCCGACUCACACUGAAGUUGCCACCAACAUUCCGCCACCAGAUCUACCUUGGAUAUGGCUGUUUUGAGUCUGAGGUCAAGUCAUUUUUUCCUAUUUUUGCUUUGUUUUAUUUGGUUUUUGGUUGUGUUCUUAGAGUCCAUCUGUGGUUGUAACUUACCCAUUCUGUGAUUGUAACCUAUGAUUUAUCUCAGACAUGUUUUAACGCCGAACUCUUAUGAUCGGUUCUGUUUCGUAGUA
Messenger RNA from Camellia sinensis, 4264 nucleotides. RefSeq lists its product as uncharacterized. NCBI's taxonomy places the organism in Eukaryota, Viridiplantae, Streptophyta, Magnoliopsida, Ericales, Theaceae. The record is from RefSeq and is a predicted model, not a curated record.